GCGCUCUCGCCGGACGUCACGCGCGCAUGCUAAAAUGCCCGCGCAGCCCCGCAAUGUGCUGGCGAAUUGUGAACAAAAAAACUGUGCAAAUCGUGCUAAUAUAUCUCGCUAUUUACUUAUUUAUAUCGUAUAUCAUGCUGCCGGAGACGUUCUACACGUUUGUCAGCGAUGAGCAGAGAAUUGGUGACAAAUAUCCACUGAUUUUCUUAGUCGCCCCCCGCGUGCCGGCGCUUACAGAUGCGGAAGGCGCCGACGUCUUCAAAACUAGAGGCUGCGGGAGAUGUUUUGUGACGAACAACAAAGGUUUUUUGCCAAUAGGGCUGUACGAUGCCGUGCUAGUUGUACACAUUAACGAACAGGAGACCGCGUUCGCGGAUCCGGAUAAAUUUUACCUGAUCGAAAGUAGCCAAAAGUGCAUCAAGAAUAAGUUUAAGCACUGCAGUUGGGAACCGAAAAUAACAUCUAUUGCCAGUAAGCAAACGUUCGACCUCUGCGGCUUCUGCGAUCACCUAAUGAAGAAUAUGAAGAAACCCCUCAAAUUGUGAUAUUAUAAGACUAAGUGAAGUAAUGCCUUGUUUAAUUAAGGUCUCGUGCCUGUGACCAAAUAGAUAGAUAUGUUGAUGUUGUAAUAUUGGUGCUGGAGAUGAAUCUGUUUAUAUUAUUGAUUUUGUUUUGAAUGAUUGUAUUAGUGAACAAUAAAUCGAUUACGAUACUUAAAAUGAAGUACAAACGUUAUAUUUACAAAUUAUACGUUUUUAGAAAC
Molecule: messenger RNA, 763 nt
Organism: Amyelois transitella
Lineage: Eukaryota; Metazoa; Arthropoda; Insecta; Lepidoptera; Pyralidae
Exons: 1
Coding region: 27-545 (172 amino acids)
Source: RefSeq, a predicted model, not a curated record